AUGGUGGUGAAAUCCGUUAUUGGUGAUUACCACUUGCUCAUCGCCCACAACUUCCUAUCCAAUAUUUCUCUGGAUGGAAGUCACUCCGACGCGAAGCUGCAUGUUUUCAACCGUCGCAGCGUUUUGAAGGUUGUACCCAUCACUUUUUCGGUAUACAUUAAAAGAGAUGUGUGGCAAAUAGCGAAAGAAUGUGGAGUUGACGAAUGUACAGUGGCUCAUGCAUAUGUAUACUUUGAAAGGAUCACUAUCAAGGCUUGUACUUACUUACUUACUAUACCUAUAUACGUAUAUUUACAUGGACUAAUCUCGAAAUAUAAUCGUAAGUUCGUAGCAGGGACGGCAUUACUGGUUGCAGUAAAACUGAACGACUACAAGAAGCCUGUUAUCGUAAAGAGUGCUGAGGAACUGUUGCGAAUAUCGCGACGUGAAAUGUUAUCAUUCGAAUUACCGUUGUGCUCAGCCCUCCAAUUCGAUCUCUUUCCUCCUUCUCAUCACGUAGAGCCUCAUCUUAGGAAACUCAUGUUCGGAGUGUUCUAG
Angiostrongylus costaricensis is the source of this 537-nucleotide messenger RNA. NCBI's taxonomy places the organism in Eukaryota, Metazoa, Nematoda, Chromadorea, Rhabditida, Metastrongylidae. The record is from the annotation of a GenBank genome assembly.